Messenger RNA from Caenorhabditis bovis, 780 nucleotides. The record is from the annotation of a GenBank genome assembly. NCBI's taxonomy places the organism in Eukaryota, Metazoa, Nematoda, Chromadorea, Rhabditida, Rhabditidae.
AUGCUCCGGCUCAGUACACAAUGCAGAUCAAUAGUUCUAAGGGGUUCCGAAUCGAUUUUGCUCUCCGCCAGAAUCUCAUCUGCGAUUCAUCACAGUUUUGUGCCAUUCGCACAACCCGCAAGAUGUCCGGACUUUCGAUUCAUGCACACUUCGAGACAUGCGCUUAGUGAUGAUGAGAAGAAGAAAAAUAAAUGGUACCAUAUAACAAUGUCAGAAGAAAAGAAAAAGGAGAAAGAAAAGAAAAUUGAGGAAAUGAAAAAGGAAGAAGCUCCAAAAACAUUAUUCGCAAAAGUAAAGUAUUAUUUAAAACGUUACUGGUAUAUCGCUGUUCCUGCUCAUAUGGUCUCAUGCUCAGCUUGGUUUGCAUUAUUCUAUCUGCUCGUAAAAAGUGGUGUUGACGUGGUAGCUCUUCUCGAAACACUACAUUCACCAAGUUGGAUCGUCGAGAAAAUCAAAAGCACCGAUCAAUCGGCAGGAGUUAUUGUAAUUGCCCUUCUCCUGUACAAGAUUGCACUGCCGAUUCGUUAUGCUACCACUCUCGCCCUUAUCCAGGCCUCAUUCUGGACGUUGAGAAGGCUUGGAAAAUUGAAAACCGCAAGAGAAGUCGAAUAUAAAGUCAGAACCGAAUAUGAGAAGAAUAAGAGGUUGUAUGGAAGGAGGAUAUACCGAUAUCGCCAUUUGGGAGUUCGAAGUGUGGCGCGAAAGAAUAGCACUCAUGCCAAUAGCUCGUCGCAACUUCAAAGAAUCCAGAAGGAUCACGAAACAAUGAAAAAAAAUUGA